This is a messenger RNA of Phascolarctos cinereus (koala), 4227 nucleotides long. Lineage: Eukaryota; Metazoa; Chordata; Mammalia; Diprotodontia; Phascolarctidae. The record is from RefSeq and is a predicted model, not a curated record.
GCCAAGAAAAUCCCAAAUGACAUCAUGAAGAGUCGGACACAACUGACCACCCCAAAAUUAUAGUCAUUAUUAUUUCCAUACAUAUGAGUCCUCUACCUCUUUCUUUGAUCUCUGAAGAAUAAGCUUAGUAGUGAUACUGAUAGGUCAAAGUAUAGGUAUAUUUUGAUGCCUUUUUAGGGUUAGUUCCACAUUGUCUCCCAGAAUGGCUGGACCAUUUCACAGUUCCACAGGUAAGUGGAGCCUACGGUAUAAAUGUGCCUGUUUUUCCUCAGCCUCUCCAACAAAGUCAUUUUCAUUCUGUCACCUUAGUCAGUCUGGUGGAUGGCAGGGAGGCCUCAGCGUCUACAGCAGAACUGCACAGGUGCCCAGACGAUCCUCCUGAGGCAUGCAGGGCCCCUCCCUUGCCAAGACGUUUUCAGUGGCUUCGCAGUGCCUCCCGGCUACCACACGAACGCAUGGGUCCGGCAUCUCGUGCCUCUGCCAUCUUUCAAGCACGCUCCUCGGCUUAUAUCAUACCAUUUGCCCUGGUGUAGCCCAGACACCCGCCAGACGGGCUCCUGGCUGUUCCCAACACUGGUUCUGCAGGAAAGUGAAGGGAGAAUUCUGAGAGAAGUCAUCCAGCCCGAGUCCUGAUCCAGAGCCAGGAGAGAGCAGAUCUUGGAGCUGCCUGCGGGGGGAGUGGUGCCUGAUUCUCUCGCCCCUGGGGAAAGUGAGAGCAUUGAGAAGAUGUCGGGGAUGAAGACUCCCAAGGAGAAAGCUCCACCUUCUCAAGACCAGAACAUGAAAGAGGAUCAUAAGAGAAGAGGUCACAAGAGAAGAGCAGGUGCUGCAGUCCACUUGGCCAGAAUUCAGCCCACUCCCAUCUUGCAAAAGAGGACGUCGUUCUCUGGUAAUCCAGACUGUGAAGAGGCACUGGGGCACCUGACUCUUUCUUCUAGGACACAGACCAGCCUGAGAAGAGCAGGAUUGGUGACCUUCGAAGAUGUGUCUGUGGACUUCUCCCGGUCUGAGUGGAAACAGCUGAAACCUGCCCAGAGGGACCUGUACAAGGAUGUGAUGCUGGAGAACUAUAAGAACCUGGUCUCCCUGGGGCUUCAGUCUUUUAAACCAGAAGUGAUCUCCCGGCUGGAGCAAGGAGAGGUACCAUGGAUUCUGGCUGACCAUGUCCCAAAAGAAUUUGCGUUGGAAAGGAUCCGUGGGGUCUUCAAGUCUCCUAAGUCAUCCAGCAUCAGCUCAGAGACCCCCCAGGGAAAGGAAACCCACUCUCUUCCCAGAUGGCUCAUUCUACUUUACACUGGGCAAGAUUCCCUUCAUCACAAGACUAUCUGUGGGACCAAGAAGUCAACUGUAAAGCAGGAUCUCUGUGUAAGAGAAUCUUCUAAGAAAAGAUGCACAAAAGAUAAUUCACAAGAUUCAAGGCUUAGAAAAGUUUCAGGAGGCAAUAGCAAGUCAGAGAUACGGAAGGAAAAGGUGGAAAAACAAUCCAAGAAGGAAGCACUCAAUCACAGCAAAACUUCCAAUGAGCCAAGGGCCCAGAACUGCAAUACAUUUGAGAGAAAAUGUAGCCCAGUGUCACUACCUACUUCACAACAGUCAGUUCCAGUGGAAAGAAGUGUCCAUAAAUGUGAUAUAUCUAGAGAGAGCUUCUUCAGACAGCUUUCAGAACUAAUUAAACAUAGUAAAAUCUCCUUUGGGAAGAAUAUUUGUAAGUAUAAUAAAGAUAAGCAGACUUUCAGUAACCACGCAGAUUCUACUCAAAACCAUGAAAGAUGUAAUGGAGAAAAACUUGGCAAAGAUAAUAAAUGUGGGAAGGAUGACGUGCCCAAGAAACCCCAUACUGAACAUCAGAGAAGCCAUACUAAAGACAAACGCAAUAGAUGUAACGAAUGUGGGAAAACCUUCACACGAAGCACAGGACUUUCUGAACAUAAGAAAAUUCAUAAUGGAGAGAAACCCUUCGAGUGUGAUGAAUGUGGGAGAGCCUUCACAGCACAGGGAAGACUUAAUGAACAUCAGAAAGUUCAUACAGGAGCGAAGCCUUAUAAAUGUCAUGAAUGUGGGAAAGCCUUCACUGGAAGAGGGCGGCUUAAUGAACACCAGAAAGUUCAUACAGGAGACAAGCCCUAUGAAUGUAAUGAAUGUGGAAAGGCCUUCAUACAGAAGGGUACACUUCUUGAACAUCAGAAUGUUCAUACUGGAGAGAAACCCUAUGAAUGUAAACAGUGUGGGAAAGCCUUCAGACAGAGGGGACAACUUCGUGAACAUCAAAAAAUUCAUACUGGAGAGAAACCUUAUAAAUGCCAUGAAUGUGGGAAAGCUUUCUCAGGAAAGGGACGACUUACUGAUCAUAAGAAAAUUCAUUCAGCAGAUAAACCCCACAAAUGUAAUGAAUGUGGGAAAGGUUUCAUCCAAAAGUCGCACCUUACUGACCAUCAAAAAGUUCAUACGGGAGAGAAACCCUAUAAAUGUAAUCAAUGUGGGAAAGCUUUUGUAAAGAAGGCGCUACUUAACGGACAUCAGAAAAUUCAUACUGGGGUGAAACCCUAUGAAUGUGAUCAUUGUGGGAAAGCCUUCACACUGAAAGGACGACUUAAUGAGCAUCUGAAAAUUCAUACUGGAGAGAGACCCUAUGAAUGUAAUCAGUGUGGGAAAGGUUUCAUUGUGAAGGCACGGCUUACUGAGCAUCUGAAGAUUCAUACUGGUGAGAAACCUCAUAAAUGUGCUGAAUGUGGGAAAUCCUUCACACAAAGUGGACAACUUACUGAACAUCUGAGAAUUCAUUCUGGUUUAAAACCUUUCAAAUGUAGUCACUGUGGGAAAGCUUUCACACAUAAGGGACGACUUGGUGAACAUCAGAAAAUUCAUACUGGAGAGAAACCCUAUGAAUGUAGUCAGUGUGGCAAAGCCUUCACACAAAGUGGACAGCUUAAUGAACAUAUGAAAAUUCAUACUGGAGAGAAACCCUAUGAAUGCAAGCAGUGUGGGAAAGCCUUUACACGGAAGGAAAGACUUAGUGAACAUCAGAGAAUUCAUACUGGAGUGAUACCCUAUGAAUGUAGUGAAUGUGGGAAAGCGUUUACGCGGAAGGAAAGACUUAGUGAACAUCAGAGAAUUCAUACUGGAGCAAAACCCUUUGAAUGCAGUGAAUGUGGAAAAACUUUUAGUCGUAGGACAUCCUUUUUUUAUCAUCAGAAGACUCAUACUACAUAAAAACCUUAUGAAUGUAAUGAAUGUGGGAAAAUCUUUGGUCAUAGAAUAUCCCAUGUCAUCAGAGAAAUCUUACUAUAAAAAACUCUGUGAGUGUAAUGAAUGUGGGAAAGCCUACAGCAACAGCUCAAAUCUUAAAAAAAAAAGAAAAGUAUAAGGUAGUUUAUAUCAGAGAGAAUCUCUGUGAAUGAGAGUAUAUGAAAUAUAAUUUUAUUAUCAAGUUGUUCACACUGGAGAGAAACCAUAUGAAUGUAGUGCAUGUGAUAAAGCUUUCAGCAACAACUCAGACCUUAAGAGCCAUUAAAAAACCUAUAGAGAAGGGAAGUCCAUAAAUACAGUGAGUCAGAGUCCUCAGCAACAACUUGAGUGCUAUAAACCAUCUGUGAACUCAUACAUUCUUACAAAAAAUGAGUGUAAUGAGUAUGUGAAACCCUUCAAACAGAUAAGAUGGCUUAUUAAAUAUCAGAAAAUUCAUGCUGGAGAAAAACUCUAUAUCUGUAAUGAUUUCUCAAUCCUGUGCUAACCUUGCAUCCCUGGUGUAAAUCCAACUAGAAACUAAUGAGUAGUUUUGGGAUAUAUAGCUGUAAUCUCUGUUAAAUGUUAUUUAAACAUUUUGCAUCAAUACAUUAAUCUUUAGGUUUUUUUCUCUGCUUUAUCCCUUCUUGGUUUAGGUAUCAGGACCAUUUUUGUCUCAUAAAAUGAGAUUGGUAGAGUGCCUUCUUUAUUAUUGAGAAAAGUUUUUAAAAUGCUCCUUUAAAAUGUUUUUAAGAAUUCACUUGCUAUCCAUUUGGACCAGAAGUUUUUGUUUGGUAGCUCAAUUACGGCUCAUUCAACUUCAGUAUGUAAGACUGAGUUAAAUGGCACCUCUGUUUUUUGUUUUGGUAAUAUUGUUAAUUAAUAUUUUUGUAAAUGACCCAUUUUUAAAAAAUUUUCAGUCUUUCCAGCAUCUUCAUUGUGUAUAAUAGUUUCUUAUAAUACUUUGUCUGUUCGUUAUAAAUCACAUUGGUUAUUUUCAUUUUG